AUGAAAUCCUUGAAGGAACCAUGUUAUGAUAAUGACUUUGAAAUUGGAUUAACUCGAUCUGAAGAGUCAAUCAACCUUGAUGAGGAACUAACUCCUGCAGGUACUGAUAGAAAGCAUAUUCCUGAAAAUGAAAUGAUUGUUUAUGAUCCUGAUCCUCAGGAGGAACAAGGCAUAGUUAGUAACAUUGGGUCGCUGAGGGAGCAUAUCUUUCGGCGUGGGUUUAGGCAAGACUACCAUGUAUGUGUUUGUCACGGUGAGGAGGGUAUAUAUGAUGGUGGGAAUGCAGUUGUUAACGUUGUGCAUGAAAGAGGUGAGUUUGAUGUCAUUGAGAAUGACGAGAACCUCGAGGACGAAUAUGAGAAUAUUGAGGAUGAUGAUGAUGAUAGGGACCAUGUCAAGGAGAUGAUGGAGGGGGUGGAUGAUCAUGCUGGGAAAAAGCCUCCUAUUUUUGAGUGCAUGGCCGAGGCGUCUCGGAAAUCGUUGUAUCCCGGUUGUACGAGGUACACCAAGCUGACGAUCGUGAUAACACUCUUUAACAUCAAGACGAAAGCCGUUAUAAGUGACUCAGCUUUCACUUGUUGCAAGCAUUUAUUUGGUGAUAUGUUGCUGGACGACCAUGAACUGCCCAAGUCGAACUACUAUACAAAGAAACCGAUGUGUCCUUUCAGUUUGGAGUACCAGAGGAUACAUGCUUGUCCAAACGAUUGUGUGCUAUAUCAAAAUGAAUAUGCGAAUAUGGAUGAGUGUCCUCGAUGUGGGAAGUCGCGUUAUAGGCGUGUAGGGGUUGGUGAUAAGAAAGGGCCUCCAACAAAGGUGAUGUGGUAUCUUCCGAUUAUACCACGAUUCAAGCGCAUGUUUUCAAUCAAGAAAGAUGCUAAGAACUUGAGGUGGCAUGCAGAACGAAGGAAAGAGGACGAUUUUCUCAAACAUCCGGCUGAUGCUCCUAAGUGGAAAGGUAUCAAUCGGCUGCAUAAGACCUUUGAUGCCGAGGAUAGAAAUUUGAGGCUUGGCCUAUGUACGGAUGGGAUGAACCCAUUUGGCACUCUUAGUUCUCAACAUAGGCCGAAACAGCUUGGAAACGACAUAAAUGUCUACCUCCAACCACUUGUUGAUGAUUUGAGAAAAAUGUGGGAUGAAGGAGUUUUUGUGUAUGAUGCACAUGCUGAUGAAGUCAAGGGUAUUGAAAUGAUAUUCGACAAAGGAGCGAGUGAUGGUGGUAAGAGACUUUGGAAAAAGGAGUCUAUUCUGUGGAAACUUCCAUAUUGGAAGAAUCUAGAGGUCCAUCCCUACUUAGAUGAGCAUAUGGAGGAGUUGCGUGAUCAGAAUCCAGGAAAAGAGACUAGAGCAUUGAUGCAGUUGCAUAAUAAGACAUUUAUUGAUUGGUUCAUAACUGGUUAA
Messenger RNA from Beta vulgaris subsp. vulgaris (sugar beet), 1398 nucleotides. RefSeq lists its product as uncharacterized. The record is from RefSeq and is a predicted model, not a curated record. The coding region runs from base 1 to 1398 and encodes 465 amino acids. Lineage: Eukaryota; Viridiplantae; Streptophyta; Magnoliopsida; Caryophyllales; Amaranthaceae. The transcript has 6 exons.